AUGAAGGCCUGGCACUGGUCUGUCACCCUUGUGGUAAUCUACCUGGCAAUUCCAGUCAUUCUCUAUUUGCUCACCCGAAAAGAUGACCGAAAACCGCUCAGUGACAUUCGAAAACGGAAGAGAACCAUUGUGCUGGUCCUCGGAGACCUAGGUCGAUCUCCUCGAAUGCUCUACCACGCUCGGUCUCUGGCACGAAGCGGACACAAAGUUGACCUGUGCGGAUACGACGGCGCAAAGCCCUUCGACGAGAUCCUCAACAAUGAUCUCAUCAAGAUCCACCACAUUCCUUUGAUCCUCAACACACGCAAACUGCCAUUUGUCGUGUUUGGCAUUCUCAAGGUUAUCCGACAGCACUGGCUGUUGAUUUCUCUGCUCUACAAACUGCGAGGCGCUGACUACCUACUCGUGCAGAACCCUCCCUCAAUCCCUACCCUUGGAGUUGUAAGGUUCUACAACCUGUUCCUAAGCACUCGAACCAAGGUCGUUCUGGACUGGCACAACUUUGGCUACACCAUCUUGGCUCUCAAGCUGCCCGAGACUCACCCAAUGGUCAAGUUUGCUAAGUUCUACGAGGGUUUCUUUGGAGGUAGAGCCUUUGUUCAUCUGUGUGUGACUGUUCUAAUGGGUCAGGCUAUGCGAAAGACAUUUGGAAUGAGUGGACGACGAAUUGUGCCCUUGCACGACCGACCUGCUUUCCACUUCAAGCCUCUCAGCGAAUCUGAGAAGCUCGAUGUGCUCAGAGACUUUAAGGAGACUCUCUAUGACGACAUGACCGCUGAUCACAAGAUUAUCGUGUCCAGUACAUCGUACACUCCCGACGAGAACUUCAACAUUCUCCUCGACGCUCUGGCUCUCUACGACGAAUCCAAACUCGACCUCCCUCCUCUCCGUGUCAUCAUAACUGGAAAGGGACCCAUGAUGCCCGAGUUCUUGGCCAAGGUGGAAAAGCUGCAGUUAAAGAGAGUGUCCAUUCGAACCGCCUGGCUCGAGUUUGCCGACUACCCUCGAAUUCUGGGCGCUGCCCACCUCGGAGUGUCUCUCCAUGAGUCUUCUUCAGGCUAUGAUCUGCCCAUGAAGGUCGUUGAUAUGUUUGGAUGUGGCAUUCCUGUGGUGUCUGUGGACUACGCUGCUCUUUCUGAGCUGGUCAAGACCAACACCAACGGUGUGGCUGUCAAGGGCCACGUGGAGAUGGGCAACACUUUCAUGUCCUUGUUUUCCAACCGUGGAAAACUUGACAACAUCAAGCGAGGAGCUAUGAUCGAGUCUCGAAACACCUGGGACCAGACCUGGGUCAAGACUGUGGGUCCUCUUUUCGACAUCGGAGAGUACGUUCAACAGAGACCAGAUGAGGAUUACGACUUCAGCAGUAGCAGCAGCGACGACGACCACUAA
This is a messenger RNA of Yarrowia lipolytica CLIB122, 1392 nucleotides long. RefSeq lists its product as uncharacterized. NCBI's taxonomy places the organism in Eukaryota, Fungi, Ascomycota, Dipodascomycetes, Dipodascales. The record is from RefSeq and is a predicted model, not a curated record. Gene Ontology annotation, molecular function: mannosyltransferase activity. Gene Ontology annotation, cellular component: endoplasmic reticulum.